Molecule: messenger RNA, 2176 nt
Organism: Nicotiana attenuata
Lineage: Eukaryota; Viridiplantae; Streptophyta; Magnoliopsida; Solanales; Solanaceae
Product: probable protein phosphatase 2C 47
Exons: 4
Coding region: 595-1761 (388 amino acids)
Biological process (GO): protein dephosphorylation
Molecular function (GO): protein serine/threonine phosphatase activity; cation binding
Source: RefSeq, a predicted model, not a curated record
AUACCUGCCAUCCAAAUAACUGUCCCACGUGUAACAAACCCAAUCUCCCAAUCCCCACAAACCUACAAAGCCGGCCAUGAAAAAGCUCAAAGCUGGGAUCGCCACUCCCCCUCUCUAUACAUUCAUCUAUGUUAACUCCCUUCCUUUUUCUUUACUACACAUUUUACAAUGCUUUGAUUUUUUCUUAUUGUUCGUUUAAUCACUCUUAAUCUUCUUUGUUAAAUUCUUAUUAUCUUAUCUUUAAUUUAGAUCUUAUAUCAUAAUCUUUUUCAGUUCUUGUUUCUAAGGCCAAUCUGAAAUUUUGUAAAGUUUGAAUCUUGGCAUGUGGGUGACUUUGCUUGUUUCUGAAAUCAGAAGAAAGAUCUGUCAUACUCAAUUUCUGCCUAAAAAUGUGGGUUCUUGUGGUGUUUCUGAGCUGUGAUCAAGGAACAGUUACACAGCUGUCCAUGUGAAGCCUCAAAACCAAGAAGAUAUAAUACAAAAAUAAUCAAAGGAAAUCAUGAAAGCAAGGAAAGUGAAUGUACAUUUUUGAGCUUGCUAUUUCUGGUUUAAGGGUUACAAAAUAAGGGAUCUGCUGUAUGUUUGAUGGAGUGAAUGGAAGAAAUGAUGGCACCAGGCACCAGUAUGUUACCCUGUAAUGGGGAAAUAGAGAAUGGAUUCUGUAAAGGGAAUAUGUCAGCAAUUGAAGAAAAUAAAGAAAUAUCUGAUGAUCUGAAUCAGCCAAAUGCAGGGAAGCCACCAAGAAACAAUCCAGGGAUGAGGCAUUGUAUUAGCCAAGCUAGCUUGGCAGGUACUUCUGCAUUGGAACCAAAUACAGUAAUGAUCGGUCUGAGGUCACCAUCAAGUGACAAUUGUGCUUAUGUCCCCAUCUUUCGCUCUGGAAGCUGUUCUGAUAUGGGACCCAAAACGUACAUGGAAGAUGAACAUAUCCGUGUUGAUAAUCUUCGGGAACAUGUUGAUGACUCCAAAGGUCUUCUUUCACAAGGAGCAUUUUAUGGUGUGUUUGAUGGCCAUGGUGGCGUUGAUGCUGCAUCAUUCACUCAGAAGAAUCUCCUUAAAUUUAUUGUAGAUGAUUCCCAUUUUCCAUCGAUGGUAAAAAAAGCUGUCAGGAAUGCUUUUGCAAAAGCUGAUAAUGCGCUAGCUGAUACGAAGUCUCUUGAUAAUACCUCUGGAACAACUGCUCUGGUCGCACUUAUUUUAGGAAGGACCAUGCUAAUAGCUAAUGCUGGGGACUCUCGAGCUGUACUAGGGAAGCGCGGAAGAGCAAUUGAAUUGUCAAAAGAUCACAAGCCAAAUGCUACUUCUGAGAAAUUGAGAAUUGAAAAACUAGGGGGAACGAUUUUUGAUGGCUACCUCAACGGACAGCUGUCAGUUGCCCGAGCACUGGGUGACUGGCACAUAAAGGGCGCCAAAGGUUCAAAGGGCCCCUUAAGCUCAGAGCCAGAGUUCGAAGAGGUGGUCCUGUCAGAAGAGGAUGAGUUCUUAAUAAUUGGCUGCGAUGGCUUAUGGGAUGUCAUGAGUAGCCAAUAUGCAGUUACAAUCGUAAGAAAGGAGCUCAUGCUGCAUAAUGAUCCUGAGAAAUGCUCAAAAUUUCUUGUCAAGGAGGCACUAAAACGUAACAGUUGUGAUAAUCUAACCGCUCUUGUAAUCUGCUUCUCUCAUGAUCCGCCACCUCGAAUUGAAAUACCAAGAACUACAAGGAGGAGAAGUAUAUCAGCUGAAGGACUGGAUCUUUUAAAGGGGGUGUUGAGUGACAUAUGAAAAGGAGAGUUUGGCAUCUGUUUAUAGAGAUAAAUUAGCAUACACCAUAGGUCAGCAAUUUUUCUGAGUUUCUGCUGUCCAUGGUUCAUAUUGAUCUGUUGCUGAGAAACACGAAGCUCCUGUAACCUUGGAGCCUCGAGGAACUCGGUGUUUGUCCUUUUUCUGUUACUAUUCUUUGAAUGUUAUGUGCUGAUUAUAAUUAUUAGAUGCAAGAUCCAUUCAUAGCCAAAGGGGUUCAGUUUGGUCUUUGUGAAGGGACUGACCAUAAUCUAUGAAAUGACUUUGGUUGUGUUUUCCUCCCCUCCCAAAAGAAGAAAAAGUUAAAAGUUUCCUUUCUCUACAAAAUGAUUGUAAAGCUGAGCAUUACUAGUGCAAACAAGAUGGAUGUUCUUGGUAUGUCACUUUUGUUACAUAA